This is a messenger RNA of Botrytis porri, 2137 nucleotides long. RefSeq lists its product as uncharacterized. NCBI's taxonomy places the organism in Eukaryota, Fungi, Ascomycota, Leotiomycetes, Helotiales, Sclerotiniaceae. Gene Ontology annotation, cellular component: membrane. Gene Ontology annotation, molecular function: sucrose:proton symporter activity. The transcript has 6 exons. The coding region runs from base 309 to 1973 and encodes 554 amino acids. The record is from RefSeq and is a predicted model, not a curated record.
GACCUAAGAAUAGUGUUGCAAAUAGGCACAUGGACCAUAUUCAAAUAGGAAGGUGGCAGGAAACGUUAAUUGCUCCUUUAAACAAAUGAGUUGUCCUCUGAAAUCUCCACAUCAUGGAGCACAACAGCUUUCAGCGAACCACAAGUUCGCAUAUGGGAUUUGGUGCGCACCAAUCGUACAUACGAGUGUACAUGCAUGCGCAAUUGCAUGUACAACUGAGGCAAAAGUACGGCAUUGCCUGUCUACAUUCUUAACAUUUGUCUGUUUUUGGGGUUCCCUGCUCAGUGUUCAGUGUGUCUCGCAACAAGAUGUCACGAGCGGGCGUAGAGGAAGAAGGUCUGCCAGCUGAAGAUAGAUUGGAUGAAUUGGAUUAUAUGGACGAAGAAUUUCUUGAAGACAGCGAGACUUCUUUACUUCGAGAAUCAGAUCCGAGAGAGGAAGAUGUGGUAGAAGUUGGGAACUUAUAUCUAAUAUGCCUGGCCAUCAGCACUGGCGGACUUCAAGUGAUAUGGACGGCUAUUAUGUCUCAAGGCUCUCCUUACUUGGUCUCGCUCUCGGUCCCCAGCUACCUCAUCUCCCUAGUUUGGCUCGCUGGUCCCCUCUCUGGUGCAAUCGUUCAACCAUACAUUGGCAUUUUAUCUGAUCGCUCUGAACACUCUCUCGGCCGUCGUCGACCAUUUAUCAUCAUAGGUACUAUCGCAACCAUUGUUUGUAUCCUCGCACUUCCUUGGACAACCGACCUGAUAUCAUACCUCUUUGCCUUAUUGGGAAGCUCCCCCGUAGGUCGCGGUGCAAUGAUAUGUAAAGGGGUUAUCGCAGCUGCUUGGAUAUGGGCUUUGAACAUCGCAAUUCAACCCGUGCAAGGGGGACUAAGGGCAAUUGUCGUAGACUGUGUUCCUCCGAAACAACAAGUGAAAGCUUGCGGCUAUGCGAGUGCUGCUGCCGGAAUUGGUUCAAUUUUAGGGUACACUGCCGGCUAUGUUUCUCUGCCGAAAUAUUUACCAUGGCUUGGUGACACUCAAUUGAAAGGGCUUUGUCUGAUCGCUUCCUUGGCAUUGGGUUCAACUGUUGCGGUGACCUGCUUUACAGCAAAAGAAAAACGAUUUGUUUACUUAGAUGCAAGUCCGAAGAAACAGAGUUUCGCGAGGAAUUGUCGUCAGAUAUUUAGCAGCGUGAAGACGUGUUCGAGAGAGAUAAGGAAGAUUUGCAUAGUUCAAUUCUUCGCUUGGAUAGGCUGGUUUCCGUUUUUAUUUUAUAUAACCUCAUACCUAGGUGGUCUUUAUGAAGCAGAAUACACUGCGAUAUCCAAAAAGGAAACUCCUACUAUCACAUUUCCUACCACAUCACCUCAUUCCAUCCGUCAUGCAACAUUUGUCAUGAUUCUCUUCGCUCUUGUUGCACUCAUCUCGAAUCUGACACUUCCUUUGUUUAUCUCGUCCUCCUCCAUCAGUUCUAAAGAUCAGAAACCCACUUUCGUCUCCCGCCUCCACAUCAAAUUUCUCACCCUUCCCCGCGUCUGGACACUCUCUCAAAUUUUCACCACUCUUCUCACUUUAUCUACCUUAUUGACCUCCAGUUUUGUCUCCACUUCAGUCCUUAUCAUCUUCCUCGGUAUCUCCUGGGCCACCACCACUUGGAUUCCUCUCGCCCUCAUCUCUACUGAAAUCUCGCAAUCUCAACAUCGCUCCCGCUCCACUACCUCCACUUCUUCCAUCCCCCUUUCUCCAAUAGCUCAACCUGCCUCUUCAUCCCACAAAAGAAACAAAAUCCGAGAGCCGUUACAAGCAGGCACAAUAAUGGGUCUCUUUAACAUGGCAAUUGCUUUACCGCAAAUUAUCGCUGCGUUACAGGGAAGUCUAGUAUUUUGGGUAUUAGGAGAGGUUGGAGUUGUUGGAACAGAAGCAAUGGGCUGGGUCAUUAGAUUGGGAUGUUUGGGAAGUAUGUUUGCUGCUUGGUUAGCUGAUUCAUUAUGAAACACGCCGUUUUUGAAUAGAUGGAAAUCUCAGGCGCUGGGUGGUGUUUAGGUUUUUAGAAGCUUUGGCAUAAACUUGGGUUUGGUGAUUCAUAAUUGGCGUUAUAUUGCGUUCAGAUCAGGUGGUAGUGUAGUGAAUAUAGUAAAUAUAUAUACUUCAAAUCU